GAAAUGAGCACAUCCUGUUGUUUUAAUAGAGUCUUCCUGUUGAAGAGUUCCAAGCUGAGGUGGACAUACAGUUAGAACCACCACAGGAUUAAAGCAUAAUGGCACACAUAUCUAUAUCUACUUUGAAACCAGCAGGGACUCUUUUGUUUUGGGUCUGUCUGUGUCUCAUGGUCCCAACACUGCAGACCCUGGUACCAAACGAACAGAAACAAACUGUGAGACAGACUACAUCAACCAUGCUGACAGAAGUACAAACCACUGCAUACAUCAGAGCAGAUCCUGGCUACGGAGAUGGAGGAACAUUUGGCUGUGGUAACAAGAUCAACUGUGACACAUACUGUUCAUUUUGUGUGAACAGUAACUUGAGAACCCAAGAAUGCUAUGAACUGCUGUUGCAUUUGUGUGAAUAUAAUUUUAAUGCUGAUAUGGGGUCCAUGAACAGUACCGACUGGUGUUCAUUGGAAAAUGUAAAAAGUGCAUACAACAAUUUCACUGUGUGUACGGAGUCUAUUGCUGAAUGUUUGCUGCUUCCCUGGCCGAAUCAGUUGGUUGAACAUACAUUUGUGAAAAUCCACAAAACCUAUUUUCAAGAAUGCCCCACCGAGGCACUGAGAGACCCCCCUCCCAGCAUCAUCCUUGCCCUUGUCAUGACCCCCAUAUGCUUAAUCCCUGUUAUGGUGGUCCUAGUUGUUUUCAAGACUAAAAAUGGAGACAGGAGGUCCUAGACGUCCAGGUGCAAGAAGAUUUUAUUCUUAUUCCUCCUUCUGCUCUGUUUCUUCUUCAUCCAAGAUGGUAUCCCACCCCGGGAUAAUUUCCUGACUCAACGCUCCCCAGUAAAUGUGCACCUGGCCGUCUCCAGGAUUGACUAAACCAGGAUGGACGAUGAGCAUUUGUUCUGGGGGUGAUCUCUGACUGGAAAAUUUUACUGUAUUUCAAUGAAAUAAUUGAUGGUUAGAAAUGUAUAUUUAUCAUUAACAUACAGCUAAUGUGCAUUACCGAUAUUUCACAGCAUUAUUAUCUCCAAAUUGCACAUAAACGUUUUGUUGUCUUCAGGAUGUAAAUACAUAAUCCAUUGAAAUGUGAAAUAGCAAUGGAAAAAUUAUUAAUUUGCAGUAUUCAGACAAAUUGUGUACAUAACCAAAUGUACAAAACAACAAUGCAGAACCACAAAUUUGUUUGGGUGUCCACUUUAUGCACUGUAAGUAGUCUUUAACCCAUGUUUUAAUGUAGAUUUUGAUGUUAGUUAGGUGACAAGAGCUGUUUAGCUGACAAUUAGUGUAACAUCUUUGUGAUUUCAUUUCUAUUUUGACACUAGUCAUAACGAUUGACUUUUUAAAUUUAUUAUGACAGCUAUUGAGGAAUUAAGCAUAAAUGACUCAAUUUGAAUGCAUGACGAAACAAAGCCGACUGAAAGCCACCCAUUUCAAUAGGCAGCUUAAUAAAUAACUGUUUAUUUAUGUAAGUUAAUGACAUGAGGUGACUCUGAAAAGUAAACUUUUAAGAGGGAAGGGAAUGUCAGAAAAUGGAGAUUUAUAUAGAUUGUAAUGUCCACUUGCAUUGUUCAUGUUAAUUUUACUGUACCACUCAAACAGAACUGCAUUAUACUUUGCUUACUAUAUAAUUACUGUAUCAGUGUAGUCACACGAAAGAGACUGACAUUAGUGUUUUAUAAUUAUUUCAGUAAUUGAUUAUGAAGGACAUUUUCAAGCUUAAGUCUGCAGAUUGUUCUCUUUUUUUUUUUUUUAUAGACCAACCAUUUUAAGAGCCUGUAAACUAUUUUACAAUUUUAUACUUCACCUCCUACUUCGAUUGGACAUGUUUUUAAAUAAUUAAACCACAUUUUACCUAGA
Molecule: messenger RNA, 1850 nt
Organism: Cyprinus carpio (common carp)
Lineage: Eukaryota; Metazoa; Chordata; Actinopteri; Cypriniformes; Cyprinidae
Product: receptor activity-modifying protein 1-like
Exons: 6
Coding region: 99-725 (208 amino acids)
Biological process (GO): cellular response to hormone stimulus; receptor internalization; intracellular protein transport
Cellular component (GO): signaling receptor complex; cell surface; membrane
Molecular function (GO): coreceptor activity
Source: RefSeq, a predicted model, not a curated record